UCUUCCGCGAACAAAAGCCAAAACCUUAAACCCAUUGCAGAACAAUCCCUUCUGGAAGCUCAAACCAAGGAGAAGCAAAGCUCUGUGAUUGUGCAGAAACGCCGUGUCUCAAUGCUCCACUUCUGCAGAUUAUCUUCUCCUCCAUCAAGACUCCUCUUACCUUUAAGCAAACAUUUCUCCUCCUCUUCUUCUUCUUUUACUUCGAAAAGAGUGAGAUUGUGUUCGCUCAACCAACCAUGGCGGAGUGGUAGAAUUAGGUCAUUUGGGGCCUCCACUGCUGCAGUGGCGGCGGAGGCGGCGCACGAUAAGAAUGGAGGCGACACGUUCUUCGCCGAAGACAGCGUUUCGUGGACGUCUCUUGGAGUCUCCGAUCGGCUCUCUCGACUUCUCUCUAACGCGGGCCUCAACCGGCCCUCUCUCGUUCAGGCUUCUUGUAUACCAGCUAUACUUUCAGGAAACGAUGUAGUAGUUGCAGCAGAAACAGGUAGUGGUAAAACACACGGUUACCUAGUUCCUCUGAUGGAAAAGUUAUCUACUUCACCUGAUUGUUCUGUAACUGCCAACCAUGAAUUGAGCCUUCAGCAUAGGCGAUCUCUCAUUCUUUGCCCUAAUGUCAUGCUGUGUGAGCAAGUGGUUCGGAUGGCUAACUCUCUAUAUGAUGAGAACAGCAAACCCCUUCUUAGGGCUACUGCUCUUUGCGGUAGACAGGGGUGGCCAGUUGAUGAACCAGACAUAAUUGCAUCUACCCCUGUCGCUCUUUUGAAUUACCUGUUUGCUGUUGAUCAAGAGAAGUGCCGCCGUUCUGAUUUUCUGCGUGGUGUGAAAUAUGUGGUGUUUGAUGAAGCAGACAUGUUGCUUUGUGGGAGUUUUCAGAAUCAAGUUGUCCGUCUUAUAAACAUGCUUCGUUUUGACGAAAAGCUGCUGUCUGGGAUGAGAAGUUCUGAAGUUGACAAGCCUGUGGACUCUUGUUCUGAUUCUCUUGUGGAUAUUGAAGUUCAUGAAGAUAAAGACCAGCUGACUGAUCUCAUCUUGGCAGAGGAAGAUGGUGCUGAGGGAACUACUGAUGUUGAAGACUUAAUAAAAGGGAUUGAAGCUGAGUCCACAAAGAGAAAGGACUGGAGAAGGGUAAGGAAGAUCUAUGAGCGCAGCAAGCAGUAUAUUUUUGUUGCAGCCACCCUUCCAGUUAAUGGAAAGAAAACUGCUGGGGGAGUGUUGAAAAGGAUGUUUCCAGAUGCCAGUUGGGUCAGCGGACAUUAUCUCCAUCAUCACAAUCCAAGAUUGGAGCAGAGGUGGAUCGAGGUUACAGUCGAUACACAGGUGGAUGUUCUCAUAGAUUCUUUAAAACAAGGCUUCAAAUCAAAAGUGUUUGAUUCAGGUUCCAGUGUGUUUCGGACAAUGGUUUUUGCAAACACAGUUGAAGCUGUUGAAGCAGUUGCUAAGGUAUUGAUAAGGUCUGGCUUUGAAUGCUUCCGGUACCACAGUGAUACCUCUUUGGAAGAACGUACAAAGAACUUAGUUGAUUUCCAACAGAAAGGCGGUAUUCUUGUGUGUACUGAUGCUGCUGCACGUGGACUCGACAUUCCAAAUAUUUCACAUGUUAUUCAGGCAGAAUUUGCCACGUCUGCUGUAGAUUUCUUGCAUAGGGUUGGUCGGACUGCUAGAGCAGGCCAACACGGACUUGUUACAAGCCUGUACACUGAAGCAAAUCGAGAACUUGUUGCUGCUGUUCGUCAAGCUGGGAAUCUGUGCCAGCCUGUGGAGAAGGCAUUUAGCAGGAAGAGAAGCUUCCGUAAUAAGCUUAAGAAGAGAGGUUACAACAAAGCAAACGAGGCGUCAUCAAGGGGUGAUAAGAGUUCUAGCAUAACGUAGGAGGGUUUCAGGGGCAAUCCUUUGUAAGUUACUAAUCAUGGGAUGGGACGGAUGCCAUAUCCUAGUUCUCUCUGGUGGUAUGGGGAGAUGCCAUAAACCUUGGUUUCAAAUGCAACAUUAGGAUACGUUUGAUGUAAGGAUUUGUUUAAUAGAAACAAAAGGGAAAAGAAAAUAUCAUUUUUUGUUUAA
Diospyros lotus (date-plum) is the source of this 2058-nucleotide messenger RNA. Its product is annotated as DEAD-box ATP-dependent RNA helicase 22. Lineage: Eukaryota; Viridiplantae; Streptophyta; Magnoliopsida; Ericales; Ebenaceae. Gene Ontology annotation, molecular function: RNA binding; ATP binding; RNA helicase activity. The record is from RefSeq and is a predicted model, not a curated record. Gene Ontology annotation, cellular component: chloroplast. The coding region runs from base 112 to 1869 and encodes 585 amino acids. The transcript is spliced from 8 exons.